Chanos chanos (milkfish) is the source of this 612-nucleotide messenger RNA. RefSeq names its product parathyroid hormone-like hormone a (gene pthlha). Gene Ontology annotation, cellular component: extracellular region. The transcript has 2 exons. NCBI's taxonomy places the organism in Eukaryota, Metazoa, Chordata, Actinopteri, Gonorynchiformes, Chanidae. Gene Ontology annotation, molecular function: hormone activity. Gene Ontology annotation, biological process: bone mineralization. The coding region runs from base 1 to 612 and encodes 203 amino acids. The record is from RefSeq and is a predicted model, not a curated record.
AUGUUUUGCUCCAGGAGAUUGUUACAGCAGUGGUGCUUUGCUGUGUUCUUAUUGUGUUCUCCUGUUCCACACUAUGGAAGACCCAUUGAUGCUCUCAGCAACAGAAUAAAGCGCUCUGUGACCCAUGCUCAGCUGAUGCAUGAUAAAGGCCGGACGCUCCAGGACCAGAAGCGACGUAUGUGGCUGCAGGAACUGCUGGACGAGGUACACACAGCCGAGAUCCGCGAACUGCCCGUGCGCAGUGGCAUCAGCAGUGGUGGUGGUGGUGGAAAUACUGUUGGUAUACCUUUGGGUGUGGGCAUGGGUAUUAGCCCAGGCACCAUCCACCCAAAACCUGCAGGGGGCACCAAGAACCUUCCCAUCAGCUUUCGCGUGGAGGAUGAGGAGGGCACCAAUCUACCACAGGAGACCAACAAGUCUCAGACGUAUAAGGAAGGUGCACUAAAAGUUGCCGGGAAGAAGAAGAAGAAAGGGCGCUCGGGCAAACGACGAGAAGGGGAGAAGAGGAAGCGGCGGGCCCGCUCACUGGCAUGGGCACUGGCCCAAGAGCUGGGGAGUGGCUACCACCUGGAGUGGCGGUCAUACCUGGGCCAGAAUGGAGCGGUGCACUAG